UGUCACUUUGUAAUAGAGAUGUGAAACGACAUUCAACUGUGCUUUCUUACAAGAUUGUUUCUUUAGAGUUUCCUACAGAAUAUUUCAAGGAUAUCAUCAGGAUAGUAAUGGAUAAAUAAUCAGAAUUUUAAUGAUAAUAUAGUCAUCAUAAUGUCGACUUUGUACCCGAAAAAUGGUAUCAUCUACUACUACGCGGGCACUCAUAAAAGUUCAGCUGUUCUGUUUGAAAAUAAGUUUGUCCUUACUUCAGGUCUUACCAUGCUACAAGUGCCUUUCACAAAAAGAGAGUUCAAAGCCACUGUCGAGCAGAAGAUAAUUGAUGUUGACACUGAUAAUGAGUAUAGUUUUCUCCGGCACCUUGACUAUAGACUAGUAGUGCAAGGAAAGGGUGGAACGUUUUUUGAAAAGAAGGUGCAAAUCGCCUACAUUCUUUAUUCACCUGAUAUAGAAGAAACGAUAGAUAACAACUUCAAAAACUUGAAAUUUUCAUUAGAUGGAGAACACAAAUCUGUCUUGGAAUACAGCCUUUAUUUUUCAACAUUUGUGAUAAUGUCAUUUCCAGACCAAAAUAUAUCGUUAGACAUUAUUAGGCCAGAGUUUGAAAAUUGCAUUAACAAUCUGAAUCUACUCGAAGAUAUCGUUUGUAUUAGUAGUCCAUUUGGAAAUGAACAUUUUUUGAACAGCAUAAACUUUGGACAUGUAGCAAACGUAUUAGGAAAAGACAAUUGCUUGACAUUGCUGAAUAUAAGUCCGGCAUUCGGCUGUGAAGGUGCAGGAGUCUACGAUAAAAAUAGUAACCUCCGAAGCAUUAUGUUAUACUCAUGCUUCGAUCAUCAAAGCGAAAAUGUGUGCCUACCUCUAGCAGCAAAUGUAGGCGAAAUAUGCAAAAUCUUGUUUGAUAAGCCCCCUCUAAAUAACACAUGUGACAAACUAACCAUGUUUGUCCAGCGAUCAUCUUGUAUGAUCGAUUCAAUGGGCUGCUGGGGAACAGGAUGCCUGUUUCAAAUCAAUGGACGAAGUUUUGUGAUAACGUGCGCACACGUCUUACGCACCGACAACAUCACAUGUUAUUGUUACGAUAAGGUCUUCCAUCCGAAAUUGAUUUAUAAGAAUCCAAUAUUUGAUUACGCUUUCGAUGUAGCUUUACUAGAAGGCCCCAAAGAUGGACACAAUUUAGCAAAACUGGCAAAUUACAUCCCAGCAGUUGGUCAAACAGUGUACUGUGUCGGGUUCCCCGUGUUCAAACACUUCGGUAUGGAUGGUAAAUUUACCCCAAGCAUAUACCGCGGUAGAGUGACGAAAUACACCAAAGGAGUUAUAAAUACCGAUUGUCCCGUGCAGGCGGGUCAGAGCGGAGGUCCAAUAUUUGACGGUGACGGCAACUUACUCGCCGUAAUGGUAUCCAAUUUUAAGAAUGAGAUCGAUGGGAAAAUUUAUCCCUUUCACAACAUGUGCAUUCCAAUCUGUGAUAUUUACGACAUACUGUUCCGGUAUAGUAAAAAUUAUGAUUAUGCUGAACUGACGAAUCUUCAGGCAGAAAAAUCGAUAGUUGACAAAUGGAAGCUUAGAAACCCUAAAAUUGAGUGCAAACUAUGAAGCUUCUGAAUACUGUAUUAGAAUAAAAUGGUGGAUUUGCUAAGAAAGGCUGUGUUGUUUUAGUUAGUAA
Messenger RNA from Aedes albopictus (Asian tiger mosquito), 1666 nucleotides. RefSeq lists its product as uncharacterized. The transcript is spliced from 5 exons. The record is from RefSeq and is a predicted model, not a curated record. Gene Ontology annotation, cellular component: peroxisome. Gene Ontology annotation, biological process: regulation of fatty acid beta-oxidation; protein processing. NCBI's taxonomy places the organism in Eukaryota, Metazoa, Arthropoda, Insecta, Diptera, Culicidae. Gene Ontology annotation, molecular function: serine-type endopeptidase activity. Bases 151 to 1596 code for a protein of 481 amino acids.